Messenger RNA from Morus notabilis, 1716 nucleotides. RefSeq names its product probable pectate lyase 18. Lineage: Eukaryota; Viridiplantae; Streptophyta; Magnoliopsida; Rosales; Moraceae. The coding region runs from base 96 to 1328 and encodes 410 amino acids. The transcript has 4 exons. The record is from RefSeq and is a predicted model, not a curated record. Gene Ontology annotation, molecular function: pectate lyase activity.
UUUCCCACUCCCAUUCUCUCCUUUUUUUUCUCUUCUUUCUUUCACAUUAGCGGAGAAAAGAAGCAGAGCAAACAAGAAAAAAAAAGAAAAAAAAAAUGGCUUCAACAUCCCUAAUUCCUUCACUGCUCACUCUCAUUGUCUUCCUCUUCUCCUUCCAAAUCCCGACUCUCCACUCCUCGCCCACUCCAGACCCUGAACGAGUCGUGGGGGAAGUUCACCGGAGCAUCAAUGCCUCGGUGUCUCGGAGGAAUUUAGGUUAUCUCUCAUGCGGAACGGGUAACCCGAUCGAUGACUGCUGGCGGUGUGACCCGAACUGGGAGAAGAACCGCCAGAGGCUGGCGGAUUGCGCGAUUGGGUUCGGGAAGAAUGCCGUAGGAGGAAGGGACGGGAAAAUCUACGUCGUCACCGACUCGAGCGACAACGACGUGGUGAACCCGAAGCCGGGGACUCUCCGGUACGCGGUCAUCCAGGACGAGCCGCUGUGGAUCAUCUUCGCCCGGGACAUGGUGAUCAAGCUCAAGGAGGAGCUGAUCAUGAACUCGUUCAAGACAAUCGACGGGCGUGGGGCCAGCGUCCACAUUGCCGGUGGGCCCUGCAUUACCAUUCAGUUCGUUACCAACAUAAUCAUCCACGGGCUUAACAUUCACGACUGCAAGCCCGGGGGGAACGCUAUGGUGCGGGACUCCCCACGGCACUACGGGUGGAGGACGAUAUCGGACGGCGAUGGCGUGUCGAUCUUCGGUGGGAGCCACGUUUGGGUGGACCACUGCUCGCUGUCGAACUGCCAGGACGGUCUGAUCGAUGCCAUUCAUGGGUCCACAGCCAUCACACUGUCGAACAACUACAUGACGCACCAUGAUAAGGUCAUGUUGUUGGGCCACAGCGACUCCUAUACUCAGGACAAGAACAUGCAGGUCACCAUUGCUUUUAACCACUUUGGUGAAGGUCUCGUUCAAAGAAUGCCAAGAUGUAGGCAUGGCUACUUCCAUGUGGUCAACAAUGACUACACCCAUUGGGAGAUGUACGCCAUUGGGGGAAGCGCAAACCCAACCAUCAACAGCCAAGGCAACAGAUUUCUUGCCCCAGAUAAGAGAUUCAGCAAAGAGGUGACCAAGCAUGAGGAUGCGCCGGAGAGCGAGUGGAAAAAUUGGAAUUGGAGGUCGGAAGGAGACCUUAUGGUAAACGGCGCGUUUUUCACCGCCUCCGGAGCCGGAGCUUCCUCAAGCUAUGCCAAGGCUUCAAGUUUGGGGGCUAGGCCAUCUACUCUUGUGGGAACCAUAACAACCAAUGCCGGUGCACUGUCUUGCCGUAAGGGCUCCCGUUGCUGAUUGUGACCCCAUUGAAGAUUGAAAAAAAAAAAAAAAACCAUUUAAAAUAGUAGAAGAUGGAGGGAAAUUUUAAAAAAAAAUUGAAGAAAGGAGGAGGAAAAGAAAAAAAAAAAAGCACUCAAGAAGGGUCAAUCUCUAGGGUUUACUUUUCUUGGCUUUUACUUCCCUCUCAUUUUUUUUUUUUUUUUUGCCACUUUCACCCUUUGGUUUAAAAAAUCAAUAUUAUCAUUACAACCUCGCACCCCGUUAGUAUUCUUAGAACCAUUUAGGGAUUCUAGUUGAGAAUCUUGAUGGGCUAAGAGAAAAGGCAAGUGUGCUGAAGUGUUGAUAUACUAAAUUAUGUUGAUGAUGAUCCGUUUUAAUUUAAAUCCACUUUUAAUUCUCCAUA